Messenger RNA from Fusarium musae, 813 nucleotides. RefSeq lists its product as uncharacterized. The record is from RefSeq and is a predicted model, not a curated record. The coding region runs from base 1 to 813 and encodes 270 amino acids. Lineage: Eukaryota; Fungi; Ascomycota; Sordariomycetes; Hypocreales; Nectriaceae. The transcript is spliced from 3 exons.
AUGGACGACCACAGCGCGACUGAUCAGAGUCGAAGCCCACCUCGCAAGAGACCCAAGACCGUUCGCUUUCCGGGUGAAGACUGCAAUGCGGACAGUCUCCACAUGCACGAUACGGAGUCAAGGGAGGUUGACUACUGUGAUGCGAUCCACAAAGAGUGCUCUGGUAUGGAGAUAGACUCGAAUCAUCGUUACAUCUACGUUGUUCCUGAAAACCGAGCUGUGGUUUUCUUCCAGGGCAUGAACCAAGCCGCAGCAACUCUCGACAAGGACUAUAUGGCCAAGGCAUGUGAAAUGGUAACAUUUCAAUUCGAUUCAAGCCGCACUAUGAGGCUAUUCUCAAAGCUUCUCAAAACGCACUUCGAGAACUAUGGAGGCGUUGUACCCCGAGUCCAUGCGAAGAUUCUGGUAUUCGAAAUUGGUACUUUUCCCGAAGCACCACUUCUCAACGAAUGGAUCACAGUAUACCACGCACAUGGAUCCGACACAAGCGCUCAUAAUCACGUGGCCGCCUUGCUCGAUGUUUCGACCGACAUGGGAAUUGAGCUCCAUCUCUGCCGUCCCUGGAGAAACUUUGGUUUCCUCAAAGGGGCUACUACUCCUCUACGAGACGCUGGGUAUGAUCUGUCGGUCACUUUGGAAGAGGUCAACUGGCUCCAAGUGCCAGACCAAUUCAUCAGCUUCCUGAAGGCAAUGUCAGCCAGAGCGGUAACUGGAAAACCUCUAGAUGAUGCGAAUCUCCAAUUCCAGUCGAAUCUCAAAAUUGACAUUGCUAAAAUUUUGGUCGAUCACGGCAAUCGUUUCAUCCGCUAUUGA